Chelonoidis abingdonii (Abingdon island giant tortoise) is the source of this 2336-nucleotide messenger RNA. NCBI's taxonomy places the organism in Eukaryota, Metazoa, Chordata, Testudines, Testudinidae. The record is from RefSeq and is a predicted model, not a curated record.
UGUUCACAUUUUUUCCAUAGUGUACAAUUUCUGUUUCCAAGAUGUUAUCGGAUUUUGCUAAUCCGAUAUUUUAUGAUGUGUAUCUUGAAUAUCAUGAUGAUGAUAGUGGACAGCAAUAUCUGUGGGCCGUGCCAGUUUUAAACUUCAAUCUUCAAUACAAUGAAAUGUCUGUGAAUCAAGGUAGCAAUAUGAACAAUUGGCUUUUGACUCGUCGGAUGUUUUUGGUGGAUAGUUUAAGUGGACAAGAGAAUGACUUGGGAAAACAACCAAGAAUUAUUCGAAUUGCUAGCAAAAUAACCAUCAGUAUUCGUCUUAUUCCCAAUACUCAGAGAGGAACUAUCUAUCCCCCUCUAAUUACCAUUGCCUACAAGGAUAUUCUUGUCCAAAACCCAGAUACCCAGAGUGUGAUGGUUUCCUUCUCAGUUAAUUAUGAAAUGAACCAAUCAGAGGCUCAAAUUCAGACAGAUAUUGCACUGGGUGUGCUUGGUGGACUGGCAGUUUUAUGGUCUCUUCUGAAGACUGCUGGCUGGAAGAGGCGGAUAGGGAGCCCUAUAAUUGACUUGCAGACAGUUUUGAAGUUCCUGCUGUUUUAUGCUGGAGACCUUGCCAAUGUUUUCUUUAUCAUCACAGUGGGAACAGGGCUUUACUGGCUUAUUUUCUUCAAAGCACAGCAGUUUGUCUCAGUUCUUUUACCACUUCCAUCUCAAGAAGAGGUUUUCAUUACAUAUGUAGGAUGUGCUUUUGCUCUGAAGGCUCUGCAAUUUUUGCAUAAGCUAUUUUCACAACUUACUAUAGAUGUUUUCUUUAUUGACUGGGAGCGUCCUAAAGGCAAAAUCCUUAAAGCCGUUGAAGGUGAAGGUGGGAUAAAAAGUGCCGCUGCACCUGUGAGCAUAUGGAGGACAUAUUUUAUAGCAAAUGAAUGGAAUGAAAUUCAGACUGUGAGGAAGAUAAAUCCACUCUUUCAAGUGUUUGCAGUUCUUUUCUUCUUGGAGGUUGUUGGAUUUUCAAACCUGGCAUUAAUGGAUUCUUCUUCAAGUCUGAUAAGAAGCAGUGAGAGUUACAUAGCUCCCUGGAGCCGCAUUCUGAGAUUUGGUGUGUCUACUGUCCUCUGGCUAGUCAUUGCCAUGUUACAGAUCAUAUUCUUUGCUGCAUUUUAUGAGAGAUUUGUAGAAGAUAAGAUAAGACAAUUUGUUGAUUUGUGCUCUAUGAGCAAUAUUUCAGUAUUUCUCUUGUCACACAGAUGCUUUGGGUAUUAUAUCCAUGGUCGGUCUGUACAUGGGCACACAGAUACCAAUAUGGAAGAAAUGAAUAUGAACCUAAAGAGAGAAGCGGAAAAUUUGUGUAGUCAGAGAGGUUUAUUACCCAACACAGAUGGCCAGACAUUUCAGAUUUCCAUUUCAAGCAAGAUGAGACAGCAGUAUGAUAGGAUUCAUGAAACCCUAACAAGGAAACGUGGUCCUGCUAGACUUCUAGAUUCAUCUGCAACUACUUUUGAACAGAGUACUAAGGCAUACCAUACCAUGAACAAAUUUCUUGGCUCCUUUAUUGACCAUGUUCAUAAGGAUAUGGAUUAUAUUGUAAAGGACAAGUUGCUGCUUGAACGAAUUAUUGGCAUGGAGUUCAUGGAACCAAUGGAAAAAAGUAUCUUUUACAAUGAUGAAGGACAUUCUUUCAGCGAUGUUCUCUUUUACGGCAAUGAGGCCACACUUCUCAUCUUUGAUAUACUGUUUUUCUCUGUUGUGGAUUUGGCUUCUCAAAGUUUUGUCCUAGCAGCUGUUCUCACAUAUUUGCAACAGGAGAUUUUUAGGUUUAUUCGUAACACUGCUGGGCAGAAGAAUUUGGCAUCUAAAACCUUGGUGGAUGAAAGAUUUCUUAUUUAAUUGACUCAAAAGAUGAAAUACUUUGUACAAGAACUAAUCAUGGAAUGAAACCGUCCUGAGCUACAGAUUAGUCUGCAGUGCUAUAUAAAUAUUAAUGUAAAUCUUUUGACUUUUUUCUUUUUAUAUUGUGCACUAUAAAGUUUUGUUUUUGUAUAACUAUGAAUAGUAAACCAUAUGUCUUGAUACGUGACACUAAGACAGUCAGAAAUUAAGCUGAGUACUGUCAUUAUCAGAAGAUAAAAUCAAUUUAUUGCCUUCAGUGGGGUAUAUGCCAUUUCUUUUUAAGAGAUAAUUUCAGUGCUUCUGCUGCUGAGUGGAGUUAUAAUUUUCCUCAUAUGUAUGUGUUUCCAAAAUAGCUCAAAGAAAUUAGACCUUAUUUUCGGAAUUUACUGUGAAAUACAAUCAAUUGUAUUUCAGGUUCACCACAAGUGAGGAUCUGCCAUGAAUUCCUAACUA